UAUCGCAUUAGCAAUAGAAGUGAUGGUGUAGCUGGUGCAUUGUACAACCUACAGGCGAUCGGAUUUUUCCUGCGAAUUGGAAAGUAGAACAGAGAACAGAAAUCGAUUGGUUUCUUUAAAAGCUGCCAUACCGUAUUAGGUCUAUGGUAUAUUAGUCGCUCACUAAUUGAGCCUCAUCAACGGCAAUUAAACGAAGCGAUAAGAAAAUCCCACGUUCUAUUACCACCAAUUCUGCAUCUCAACUCGCGGGGAGAUAUAUGAAACUCGGAGAGAAAUUCAGAUUGAAGGCUGGCUUACACGGUGACAUUGUCGAGAAUUGAAAUUGCUUCUUACUACAACUACGUGAAUAUACGCAUAUAUUGCCCGAGUGGCGAUGAAGAUUAACGUAGGUGCGUUUAUAAGCGGUGGUUCUCAUCUUACACGCGAAUGGGGUAAAAUCACUUCUCGCAACUGACAAUGAGCUUGCGAUCUCCACGAACAGCAUAGCAGUGUAAAACGCAGGAUAGACAAGUGUCGAGAAGACUUGGAACUGUCUAGUUGAGAACAGGCGUUAGGAGAAGAUCCUGAUGAAUAUAAUGCAUUGCGUCAUCUCAUUCCCCAUAAAGCACAGUGGGGAUUUAUUGGAACGGUCAAAAGCACAGACCGAAUUCAGUGCAGAACCAGUAACGGCGAAAGAUCUUCCAAACAAGAAAGUACAAGGACUGUGGAAAUAAAGAAAUAUGCCGGACAAAAGUGUCAGAUCCAAUGUGAGGUCACGGAUAAAAAAUUUCGCUAGCGAGGCGCCGUAUUUCUGCAAAGUAAUCGAACUCAUCCUCUGCGUCAUAGCGGUAGGAUUGAUAGUGGAUCCAUUCAACAAUCUCCAAAUGAAGCCGGACGUGAACCACGCUGGACUCAUUCAUGUUUCGAUGUGCGGUUACAUUUUGAUAAACGCAAUCAUCAUUCUGUGCUAUCUGCUCGGCGAACGUCAGCCAAAGAGGAUGUCGAUUAUAUUUGCCGUGGUGGGCGCGAUUCUCUGCUGCGCUUCCGGCGUCGUGCUCAUCUACGACUGGAGUAAAUUGCAGCAGGACAUGAUAUACAAAUACUGGGAUCAAUACUCUGAUCAGGUGGUCGCCAGCGGGGUCUUCGCGUUACUGGCAUCGGUCGUGUUUCUGAUCGAGGCGUUCGUAACGAGAAAAAAUGAGUAAGGUAUGAAAAGCGAAUAAAAACAAGUUUGGCGAACUGCUUCGACCGGGAACCUAAAUACGCGCUGUAACGGAUUAACCGAGCGAUCAUUGCGUAACACCUGGAACACGGGAAACAUACGUACCUACUGCACACGUUACACGCAUCACGAGAACAACGGUUUCCUUUCCAGUUAAAGAGUCUCUAUUUACCUAUUGCGUAAGGCUUGAUUCGAAAAAAAUAAGGUCGCAGCGUCAUACACGCAUACUUUAUUUCCCAACAAUAACAAUAAUUGCGACAAAGGAAUGUAUGUAUAAUGUGCAUUUUACAAGUCAUGUAAAUUUUAACCGCCCCAGUUUACCAUACUAAUAUACGUAUAAUAUGAUACUCAGUGUACUCAAUUUCAAUUUCUAAUAAACUGACUACCCCGCAAA
Molecule: messenger RNA, 1595 nt
Organism: Neodiprion fabricii
Lineage: Eukaryota; Metazoa; Arthropoda; Insecta; Hymenoptera; Diprionidae
Exons: 3
Coding region: 720-1184 (154 amino acids)
Biological process (GO): septate junction assembly
Cellular component (GO): membrane
Source: RefSeq, a predicted model, not a curated record